Vicia faba (fava bean) is the source of this 1254-nucleotide messenger RNA. The record is from the annotation of a GenBank genome assembly. NCBI's taxonomy places the organism in Eukaryota, Viridiplantae, Streptophyta, Magnoliopsida, Fabales, Fabaceae.
AUGGCUCCACUCCUGUACUUCCAUACCAGAAAACUCCUCCUAAUCUCUCUUCUUUUCUCCUUCUUUUUUCUUUCCAUCUUUUCCUUCACUACAUGCUCUCAACCUCAACUCAAACACUCAUCAAAUACUAAUACAAGAACAUUGUUACAAGAACAAGAACAAGAAUCUGAACAUUCCUUGAAAAAGAAACCUAGUUCCAAAAACCAAACCAAGUUAAUCAAACCAAACAACCUCUCCAAAAACCAAACCAAAACAAUCAAAUCCAAUAACACAAACAUCCCCUCCAAAAACCAAUCAAAACCUACAACAAAACUCACCGACACUACCACUAACCUUAAAAAACUCAAUUCCACCAUCUUCAAGACCAAGAAACUAAAUUCCACAUCAAACUCCACCACCACCAAAUCACUGGAUCUCAUCAAAGCAAGUACCAGUGUUUCCAAAAACAAAACAACAAAAGCCACCGUCACAAAAACAGAUCAACAACAAUCAAAGAAACCAAACAAACCGAACAAACAAACACCGCCUAGUUGGUUGUUCGACGAUGAAGACACCGAUUUCGUCUCAGACUUCAAAGACCUCCCAAAGAAAUUCCAACAAACACUAAUCCCCGACCUCGAAAAAAUCUCAACAACCUCAAAAGCCUACAUAACAAAAACCAACAAACAAAUCACAAACAAUUUCAAACCAUACGUCGGCAACAAAUACGCACCAACCAUCGCAACUCUCCUCUCAUGCACCUGCGUUUUACUCCCAUUACUCUUAGCCUCGCUUCUCUUCAACAAAAUCAAAGCCUAUUUCUCUCUCCAAAAGCUCUUAAUCUUCAUCCAAGCUUAUUUAUCAAUCUACUUUUCCAUCCUCUGUUUCUCUUCUUUGAUCACUGGUCUUGAACCGUUGAAGUUUUUUUACUCUACUUCGCAGUCCACCUAUCUUACCCUGCAGAUCAUUCAAACACUAGCCUACGUUUUCUACCUUCUGUUACUUCUCAUGUACCUUGUUUUGGUUUUCUCAACUGAUUGUGGUUUGGGCUCAAAGUUCAUGGGCCUGGCCCAAACGUUUGUGGGCUUUUGUGUUGGGCUUCAUUAUUACAUGACGGUGUUUCAUAAAGUGGUGUUACGGCAACCGCCGAAGACUAAUUGGAAGAUUCACGGGAUUUAUGCCACGUGUUUUCUUGUGAUUUCUGUUCUUGCUACUGCUCAGAGAAGGAAGAAAACUUACUUGGAAGAAGGUGGAGAAGAAGGAAAGAAGAAUUAA